AUGGGGUCCGGGUGGAACUGGGAAGGGAGGGGCCCGGCCCCCCACCUCUCUCUCUCUCUCCCCCCCUUGCUGCCGACGUGCCUAAAGCGAGCGAGGAAGAGGCUAUAAAACCAUGGUUCUGGUGCUGCAAUCACCACUUCGCUUCAUAUAGGAGGAGAGGGAGAGGAAGAGGACAGAAGGAGAGGUGACAACGAAACAAGGGGCGGGGGAGGCACGGGAUUCCUCUUUCUCAUUGGAAACAUGAGAACAGAGCCCAGCAGAAUUCCCAAGUCAUCUUCUUGGCCGAAGACGGUGGUGAGGAAAUGGUUCCACCUAAAGUGCGGGGAAUUCCAUUCCGACUGCAACAGAGAGAGAUUGGGAGGACGAGUACAGGAAAGAAGAAGGAAGAGCUGUUCGGAUAAGGACGGCAGCCUUCAUAUGAGAAGGGAUUUGUCAGGUGGGUGGUUGGUGGAAAGCUCCGAGAGUCUUAAACCGCCCCGAUUCGGAGCCGAUACCCCAGUCCGUUCUUCACCUCCUGCUCCAAACCUCAGGAUGUUCGUGGGGACGUGGAACGUGGGAGGGAAAGCGCCCCACGGAGGGCUCAACCUGAGAGAUUGGCUUAUGAGCACGCCUUUCCCCGCCGACAUCCAUGUCCUCGGGUUCCAGGAGAUCGUCCCGUUGAACGCCGGCAACGUCUUGGGCGCCGAGGACAAGGGCCCCGCCUGCAAGUGGCUCUCCCUCAUUCGCCACGCCCUCGAGGGCCCCUCACUCGCCCGUCAUCGCAGCACUGCCAUGGACUCCGAGCCGGCUCAGAAGCCAAGGAUCAGCUUCUCGGAUCUCCUCUCCAUUGACGACAACGAGGGAGGAGGAUACGACGAGGACCACGAGCCGGGUAAUUACCCGGGCUACGGUAGCGACGAGGAACCGCUCGAUUCUUCUCUGGGUGGCUACUGCCUCGCGGCGAGCAAGCAGAUGGUGGGGAUUUUCCUGUGCGUGUGGGUUCGGGAGGGGCUGAUGCCGCACGUGUCCAGCCUCAAAGUCUCGUGCGUGGGGAGGGGCAUCAUGGGCUACAUGGGAAAUAAGGGAUCGAUUUCAAUCAGUAUGACUCUCCAGAGGACCACGUUCUGCUUCGUUUGCACGCAUUUAGCAUCAGGAGAGAAGGACGGUGAUGAGGUGCGGAGGAACUCCGAUGUCAUGGAGAUUCUCAAGAGGACCAGAUUCCCCCAGUCUCAUAGAUUUUCUCGUCCAGGGGCAGGAUCACCGGAAACUAUCUUGGAACACGACAAGAUUAUAUGGCUCGGAGAUCUUAACUAUCGCCUGGCUACGAGCUGCAGCGACACACAGGAACUGGUGCGGAGGAACGACUGGGAAGCGCUGCUAGAGAAAGAUCAACUUAGGAUUGAGCAGAGAGCUGGACGUGUAUUUGCUGGAUGGGAGGAAGGGAGAAUAUAUUUCCCUCCUACUUAUAAAUAUUUAGCUAAUUCUGACGUUUAUGCCGUCAACCCCGCUAAAUCUGGAGAGAAGAGACGCACUCCGGCUUGGUGCGACCGGAUACUGUGGCGAGGGAAGGGGUUGAAGCAGAUGCGGUACGUGAGAGGGGAGUCGAGAUUCUCCGACCACAGGCCCGUCUACUCCCUCUUCUCCGUGCAACUGGAUGACCACGUGGCAACAGCUGAACGAGACCGGGAAGGCACAAGUAACGGCCAAACCGAGGGCCUCGCAAGAAGCCGCGCAACCACGCCAAAUAAUCCCAACGCUAGCGGCAGCAGUUCGUCGUCGUCAUCAUGGGGGAAGGUCCAGGCAGAAGAGCUGCUCCUCCUAAGCAGGACACAAAGCUGUUUGGAGGCCUCCAGAUUCUGACCAGUGGCCACCACCAACUCCAUAUUUUACUUUUUUUUUAAACUCAAAAGAUUCUCGUUCUUUUCUUCAACAACUACCGGAGAAAGAAGGAACAGCAGUAGCAGAGCAUUAGAAGGAAGAAGACGAAAAGACAAGAUAGGGAAAGUAAAGACUGCUCCUUGUAAAGCGAAGGUUAGUUUUAGCCGCUGCGGGGGGCGUGCCUUGUUCUCUUCUUCUUCUUUUUUUAAUUUUUUCUUUUCUUCUCUUCCCUGGUGGGCAACAGCAGCAGCAGCCUUUGGUUUCUUGUUGCUGGUGUUCUUUGAUUCGGUUGGCCAAUUAGCCGAAAUCCGCGUGCUGGGUGUGGGGCGCGUGCGCGGCAGCCUUGGUCACGUGCUCAGAGUCGGAGGGCAGCGGUAUGAGAAUUGGUUGUUAAAUAUGGUUUUGCAAGUUUAAUUAUUGCAGCCACCAACUGGGGUGAGAGGGCUGUGAUGAUUGCAAAGCCAGGAGAAAGAGAAGGGCUUCCAAAAUGGACAAGUGUAAGAGGUUAGGUGACAGCUUUUCUGACUAUUUUCCUUUCUUUUUCUUUUAGGUCUGUUGGGUGGGAGAGCUGAAUGAAGAGCAUGUCUUGUUUCUACUUUCAUUCAUUUGAUUUAUUCUAUUUGUUCUGGCAGUA
Molecule: messenger RNA, 2491 nt
Organism: Elaeis guineensis (African oil palm)
Lineage: Eukaryota; Viridiplantae; Streptophyta; Magnoliopsida; Arecales; Arecaceae
Product: type I inositol polyphosphate 5-phosphatase 8
Biological process (GO): phosphatidylinositol dephosphorylation
Molecular function (GO): phosphatidylinositol-3,4,5-trisphosphate 5-phosphatase activity; inositol-polyphosphate 5-phosphatase activity; phosphatidylinositol-4,5-bisphosphate 5-phosphatase activity
Source: RefSeq, a predicted model, not a curated record